Molecule: messenger RNA, 1495 nt
Organism: Diprion similis
Lineage: Eukaryota; Metazoa; Arthropoda; Insecta; Hymenoptera; Diprionidae
Gene: axed
Exons: 6
Coding region: 177-1469 (430 amino acids)
Biological process (GO): neurogenesis
Cellular component (GO): cytosol
Molecular function (GO): protein binding
Source: RefSeq, a predicted model, not a curated record
CAGUCGCUGGAGCCUUCAAUAGUCUUGAGUUGGCUCUGCCGGAGUCUCAUUGUAUCGCAUUUUAUUACAUUAUACUCGUCCUAAAUCACACAAGCUUCCAGUGUAUAAUAUUUGGCAUGGGGACUUAAACGAGAAGGACCUCUUUCGGCACGAUAUAGUCCACCUUUGUUGCAACCAUGGGAGUCUUACACCGCCUCUUCACUUUCAAGGGGGACAACGGACAAUGUGCUCGAAGUAGGCCGGAACGACCGCGCGAAAAAAUUCGGGAGGGCUUGCGGCAGCGAAGAACGAGUGGAAAGUCGCAUCCCCUCUUGAUUCAGCUCCCGAAGAAUCUUGCCAACAAAUCUGACAGCAUGGCCGAAGUUCCGCUGAUUUCUGAUGUGGAAGUUAUGGCUACAAAUGAUCAAGACAAUAUGGUGAUGCUCGAGGUCGGACCGCACAGAGACACUUGGCGUUACUGUGUAGAACGGCAACGACUCGCUGAACGAUCAGAGUGGUUCCGGGCAAUGCUUGUCGGCCCUUUAGCACCACCGCCAAGUACUCCACCUCCAACAGUGCGCCUGGAACACGUUGAAAAGCGAGCUUUCGAUCACCUUCUCAGGCACCUCCACGAUGAGCCAGUGAACUUCCAAUCGGUGACGACAGCUCGUGCUACCCUUGAUGUUGCCCACCAGUACCUCUGCCCUCAGUUAGCUCGACUGGCGGUUAAAUAUCUGGAAGCUAAUCUCACCUCUUCCAACGUCCUCGAGGUUAUCCAGGGUUUGAGCCUCUAUGCCGGAAGCAUGGCCUCGGCCAUAAGCAAACCUGAAACUCCCUCGGCACCUCCAGCGCCCGGCGACGAGGCUGGAGAAAUCGCCAUGGCCUGCAGUUCUCUCCUUAGUGCUUGCAUGACGUUGAUAGACUCGGACCCAUUGACAAUUUUUCGUCAGGAGCGUUUUGAAGAAUUAUCACGAGACGAAGUUGCGGACAUAGCAGGACGUGACAGCUUGGAAUUGAAACAGGAAGGGAUGCUCUUCACUGCUUUAGACCGAUGGGCAGCCUCGGAAUGCCGAAGACGCGGCAUCGAACCGACACCGUGCGGCAAAAGAUCCAUGCUAAAUGACGAGAUCUGGUUCAGCGUUAGAUACACACUAAUGACUGACAAGGAAUUCAUUGAGGGUCCGAUGGCCAGCGGAAUAUUGACCAGCAAGGAAUCUGCCUUUAUUGUGUCGAAGAUAUUGGGCCACCACCAUGAUCGAUUACAGCAACAACAGCAAGAUGCCACCACAGGCCCGUUGUCGAGGCUAUGCAAUGUUCCAAGAGGGUCAUCGACCUCUUCACACCGCAAAUUACAAAAGCAGAAAUAUGGCAAGAGAGAGCGGGAAGAGAACAGAAAGAACCGCAAGAAAGAAUGCGCAAGUCAGGGGCAGCGGGCAUGCGCGAGCUUAGGCAAUUGUCUCGUCCGAGUACUCGCCUGUGUCUUUGACUGAACCAGCUUCACCUCUACCAGGAGGAG